Molecule: messenger RNA, 2737 nt
Organism: Humulus lupulus (European hop)
Lineage: Eukaryota; Viridiplantae; Streptophyta; Magnoliopsida; Rosales; Cannabaceae
Product: probable E3 ubiquitin-protein ligase RHG1A
Exons: 6
Coding region: 396-2507 (703 amino acids)
Molecular function (GO): ubiquitin protein ligase activity
Source: RefSeq, a predicted model, not a curated record
AACACUACUCUAUCCUUUCAUCUCUCUUUCCUUCCUUGCUUCUGUCUUUUUUCCCCUCUUUUCUCACCAUUGCAUAUUUCAUUUUAUCCACCCAAUCUGCCAAAUCUUCUCUAUUUCUCGCCCAUUGCUCACCAGUUUCUGUUUCUCACCUCUUUCUUCCCUCAAGAAAGAGAAACCGUUUUAUAUAUAUAUAUAUAUAUAUGUGUAUCGAAAAGAAUAAGGUUUUUAGUAAUUUUUUCUCAAAUUCCUGGGUUCAGUUCUUUGAUUUCUUCUUCAUAAUUUCCGGAUAGAUCGGUAACUUCAGCUGGGUAUAUCUGCUACUGAUUGUGGAUUGUUUGUGCUGAAUUUUUCUCUGAAUUGUUGUGUUUCCCAAGCGAUUUUUUUUAUCAGCCCUAAUGCAAGGGCAAAGGGGUACUAUCGGUUCUUUGCCUGAAACACUUGACUUCGAGCUUGGUGCUACAUCAAAUAAUGCUGCUAUAGACCAGCAGAUAUGCUGGAACAAUAUGCGUAAUCCGUCCGAGAGCCGUAUGCAAGACUAUUUAUUACCUCCCAAUGAUAUGAAUAUGGCUUUUGUCAAUUCCAUGAACCGUGAAGGGCAGAACAUGAGCAGGUGGUGCUUAAAUGAAGCUAGUUCUAGCAAUACACAGAAUGAAAUUGGUACUAGUGAGCGAAAAACUGAACAUGUGUGGCCACCCUCAGGUCCUUGUGCUGUAUCUAGUGCUAGGUUAGAUGAGCAGCGCCAUGAACCAGCUGGUAACACUUCAGCUGACAAUAAUUUGAACCCUAUCUUUGCUCAAAGUUCCCAUUCCGAGGUGGGAAUUCCUACAAAUCUUAACAUAAAUGCAGCAGGUUUUGUGGGUCGUGGUGGCAGUAGGAGUCAAGUUUUAGAAUAUCCUAACCCAUACAAAGUUGGUGGAUCUGAUAUGGAGCAGAAUCGAUCUAUGAGUGGUUCUGAUCCUUUUCUACUUCCUUCUGGGAGUGCUGGAUUUUUGGUGGGAGAAAAUGACAGCAGGCAAAGUUCAUUGGAAGGUCGCCGGAUAUCUUGUAAAAGAAAGGCUAUCGAGGGACAUGUUGGACCAUCUUCUGCAAGUGGGAGUUGUAGCUACUUUCAGCCUGCAGAAGGGAUUGGAAGGCCCGGAGUUCCUGCUCAAAAUAAUGCAGCAGGCAGCAGUCUCAGCUUAUAUGCUUCUGAAGAGGGGAACCCCAGACUUGGAUUAGGUGGAAGAACAAUAACUUCAGACUUCCCGGAAAGCUCUCGCAGAAGCUUCCGUGCAAGGACUACUUCAUUGAAUCAACUUAAUGCUGCUGCUCCUAUAUUCUCGACAGGGAGGACUGUUAGGCGUUCCAGUGUUUUGGCAUCCCAAUCAAGUCUUAUUCCAGCUGAUCAUAGUCUAGACUUAAGGCCAGCCUCAGUAGUAGAUACUAUUCGUAAUCAAAGCCAGCCUGCCAUGAUCGAUGUUCCUCCUUUGCCACAAAAUGUACAAUCGUCGAGAUGGAAUGGAGGUUCUAGUUCAAGACAUGGCAGUUCAUCAAGCUCUGUUGCAUUUGGAGAUAGCGACGCACAACCACGAGAUGAUUUAAACCAUAGAAGUUUGCCAAGAAACAUGUUGGAUCUUCCCAUAUUUGUACCUGCAACUGAAUUGAGAAAUUUGGUUCGACAUCCAGCAAAUAGAAGUUUAGCUGGGCCAAGUUUAUCAAUUCCGGGAAAUGUUGUUUCUACACCACGGACUGGCUCAAGUACAAAUGUUCAUCCACCAUCUAGUCCUGUCUGGGCAUCCCAUCACAAUUCUACUCCGCAGUAUCCUCGUAGAUUUUCUGAGUAUCUCCGCCGAUCCUUGUUUUCUUCUGUUGGUACUGAGCCUGGGGGGCAAAGCAGUAAUUAUGUGCCACUACAUUCUGGUCAACCUGCUUCCCCACAGGAGGUGGUUCUUCGGCCUGGAGCUAGUAACCAGGGUCAUCAUUCACACCCAAGGUCAGCAUCAUGGAUGGAGAGACACAAUGAUAAUGGGUUGGGACUUCACUACUCCCUACGAAGUUUGGGUGCUGGUGCUGAUGGAAAUAACAGCAGGCUUGUAUCUGAGCAGAUUCGCAAUGGCCUUGGUCUCAUUCGGAGGGGCGAGAGUUUGCGAUUUGAGGACGUUAUGAUACUUGACCCCUCAGUUUUUAUGGGAGUGGCUGAUAUACAUGAUCGGCAUAGGGAUAUGCGACUUGAUGUCGAUAACAUGUCUUAUGAGGAACUGCUUGCUCUUGAAGAGCGCAUCGGAAAUGUUAGCACCGGAUUAAGCGAAGAUACGGUACUUACUCGCUUGAAGCAGAAGAAGUAUCCUAUAGCAGAAAAAUAUCAAUCAGAAGCUGAACCAUGUUGUAUAUGUCAGGAGGAAUAUAAAGAAGGAGAACAUAUAGGAACACUUGAAUGCAGCCAUGAUUUCCAUACCCAAUGCAUAAAACAAUGGUUGACGCACAAAAAUUUGUGCCCCAUUUGUAAAACGACAGCGUUGGCAUUGUGAGAAGGAAGCCACAUAAUCUCUUCUUGUCUUUCUUUCAGUUGAAACCUUCAUUCAUACUUUAUCACAAGCCACACAUUACCGCAAGGCCAAGAGUCGCCAGAACCCACAUUUAUUACUUGUUCAAUUUAUUUUUAAAGCCAAUUGUUUGAGUCCAACCCGAAAUUCCGAAUUGAGGAAACCAGCUUAGAAACAACUUUCGUUUAUUUAUGAAUGACUGAUUUAUAUCUCAA